AUGAAGGCCUCUUUCAUCGCCGCGCUCGCAGUAACUGCAAGCCUCACCAGCGCCGCUCCUACUGUCGAAAAACGUCAAUACACCGGCAGCACUUACAAUCAACUCACUGAUGGCUCUGCCUGCCGACCCAUCUCAGUCAUCUACGCCCGCGGCACCUCCCAACAAGGAAAUGUCGGCGAUUCACAAGCCGUAGGACCCCUCUUUUUCAAUCAGAUCGCUUCACGCGUCGGUGGAACCAGCCAGAUCGCUAUUCAGGGUGUCACUUAUCCCGCCAACGUUGCCGGAUUCCUGGCUGGCGGUGAUGCCGCUGGCUCCACGACCAUGACGAACCUCAUCUCGCAGACCGCCUCUAGAUGCCCUAACACCAAGAUUGUUCUGUCUGGAUACAGCCAGGGCGCUCAAUUAGUGCACAAUGCUGCUCAGAGAACUUCUUCGGCGAAUGCAGCCAAGGUCGCUGCCGUCGUUGUCUUCGGUGACCCAAAGAGGGGCCAGUCUUUCGGAAGCAUCACUUCCUCAAAGGUCUUGACUAUCUGCCACUCUGGAGAUAACAUUUGCGAGGGUGGUGCCAGCAUCACGCCUGCCCACUUGAACUACCAACAGGAUGCCGGCACUGCCGCUUCGUUCGUUGCCGGAAAGGUCUAG
Periconia digitata is the source of this 642-nucleotide messenger RNA. The record is from the annotation of a GenBank genome assembly. Lineage: Eukaryota; Fungi; Ascomycota; Dothideomycetes; Pleosporales; Periconiaceae.